GUUAAAUAACGUUUUAAAACGUUUAUUAAUUACAGAAAGAAAGAAAAUAUCGAUAUACGUUAAAUAUUAUAUAAGCUACAUCUUUAACGGGUUAUGGACAAGUGCCGAUGGAUUUUAGAAAAAUAUUUUAUAUCUGUUUGGUGGCGCCACAAACAAACCAUUGAACAACUGGAAGAAGUGAAAGUUUUUGAAAGAGGAAAAAAUAUACCGAAUUUAUUUACUAUAGAAAAAGGAUUCGAAAGAAUGGAUUUCCAUUCAGUAAUGGAAACAUUUGCCGAAGCCUGGGUUGCCGCUAAUACACAAACUCCUUUGACAGAAGCUGCAGAAGCUCAGGGACUUUCACUCUCACCAGCUAAUAUUGGUAUUGGAUUAAAUUCCAGUAACAGCUUAGGAGAAUUGUUUGAUCGUAGAGAACAUGAUGGACUUAUAGAAAUUGGAAGUCGUGCGCCUAUUGUCCGGAGUCCAAUACAUAGCCCAGAACAUCGGUUUGGUGGUAAAUUUUAUAGUAAUUUAUCAUCUUUGAAUCACAGUAAAUCAAUUCCGGUGCAUACGAUUAUAGAACAAGUUCAAGGUACACCUCAUACAGAUAACUCUGCAGGUCUUCAGCCCACGGUCGAGCUUGACAGUUAUGCAAUUGUGCCUACAACUAUUCGUUUUAACGAACUUGUCAGGACAGCAUUGUUGAGACUGGGUUAUUCUGCUGCAGAAACUGUCAGUGCCAAAGGAGCAAUCCAAAUAAAAAACUGGAAGCAGCUUUCUUUUGAACAAAUUACUGAUAUGAAUGAUGUAACAGUAGGAGAAAUACUUGGAGAAUUAUCAAAUGUUGCUACAUUAUAUAUCAGAUUAUACAGGUUGGCAAACAGCAUGCCAGAAAAUCCACAAGAAUGGACAGAUACGGCAGUUCGAAAUGCAGUAUUGGUAUUGCUAAGAGAAAUGUCCCAAAGUAAAUUGGCUAGUUUGUGUCCACUGUCACAGCCACUUUUAUCUAACAUCAUGAAUAAUAAAUAUAAUGGAAAAAUUGGAAAAGAUAAAUGUCAAGAAUUUGGAUCAUGGUAUUUAAAUUAUUGCAAGAAGGACAAUGUUACCUGGCCACCAAAUGCAACUUCUACCGGUUGUCCUCGUGAUGGAAGGCUCACUUUUCAUCCAAUUAAAGAAUUGCCAAUGUUAAAAGAAUGGUAUCAGUCAAAUAGGAGCCCUUCUCAUGCAACUCUUCAGAUGUAUGUCGACAUUCUCAACCAGGGUACUGUACGUCAACAAGAAAGGCCAAAAGUUACAACGUCUAGUUUAAAAAACUGGUGGAAAAAUGAAAGGCAACGAGAAAGAAAAUCUGUAAACGGUGGUUUAUUAGAAAAAAAGAAGAGGAGGAGAAGUAAAAAACAAAACGGUGAAUUGAACAAAUGUAAAGAAGAAACAAAUGGAGAAAAAUGAUCUGUAAAGAUAUGAAAUUAUAAAAACAAAUGGGAAAAUAAUAGUACAAUUUCAGCAAAGAGAAACGAUGCAGAAAGCCAAGUUUAAUGUUUUCCUGUGCAGCCAUUCAUUAUUUAAUUAGCAAGGAAGAAUUAGUGGUGAACGGCAAACAAAGAAAACCAAAACAAAAAAUAUUUAUUAUUAGAUGAGUUGUUUUUAUUCUUAAGAGAGUAACCUCUUAUGCCUGACAAUUAAAUAGUUGUUCAUCUUCUACAACUUAAAAAGAGAAGAAAAUUAAUUUUUGUACAGUAUUAUAUCAUUUCAUUCAUGGUUAUUUGUGAAAAAAAUCAUCCAGUUAUGGUCAUUUAAUAAUGCCAAUCAUGAUGUACAGUUUUUUACUGCUUUAUUAGCAAUAAUAGUGUGUGCUUGACGGAUUCUGAUAUGUAUUUAUAUAUGUGCCGUGACAUGCAGUUUUAUAUUCAGUCAGAAUAUAAAAUUUAGAAAUUUUACAAAUCACAUUUGUGUUAAAAUUUUAACUAUAACUCUCAAAUUUACAAUUGACACAGGCUGAAUUAUUUACAAUUUUAUUUAUAGAUAAAACUGUGUUGUUUUUCCUUUUUUUAUAUAGAAGUUUACUGAAUUUUAAAACUUCAGAAAAUAUAUAAUACAGGAAAGCCACAUUUUUUGUUGUUUCCUGAUUGAAAAGAAUAUCUUAAAUUUAAGUAUAAUAUAGUUUCUUAUAUUUUGUAUAUAGGUUAAGUACUUUGAAAGAAGUUCUCUUAUUUAUUCUAUUCAUCCAUACAGAAAUAUGUAGAUAAAUCAAACUAUAAUACAGUGUACAGUUUAAUACAGUGUAUUAUAAAAUUUCAUUAAGUUGUAUUUAAUGCUAAAAUCUUACCUAAUAAGAUUUAGAUUAUGUGCAAAGUUAGAUAAUUUACAAAAAUGUAGCAUCUUAAUAUACCAUCCUGUUUCUAAAAAUGUUUGUUUUACUCUUCAUAAGAUUAAAUUUUGGACUCUUACUGUGUAUCUCUUACGAGUAGGAUUGGAUGGGUAUAUAAAUAGGUAAAUGGGAUAUAGCAUAACUGAAAUUUGAUAUAUGCAUAGAGUUGCUCAAAAUUUGAUUUUGAUAAUCACAAAAUAUAUCUUUUGAUAAUAAUCAUAAUUAUGAUUAAGUAAAUUGAUUUCUAUUCUUGUAAUGUGAGUCAACAGCAUCUAAACUCAAAUGCAACAGUGCAGUAUUUUAUUUGCCCAGUAACCUGUACUUAUUUGCAAAAUAUGCAUGCAUCUUUUAUAUUAAAAAAAAAACCACACAAAAGUAUUUUUUGUAUAGGAAAAUUUCUAAAAUAUUUUACAGAUACCAAUACUUGAACCAGACAUUCUUAAAUGCAAAGUCAAAUACAGAUCUCCACAUAGAAAGACUUAAGAAAUUUGCAUAUCAUUUAGACACAUUUGUAAGUGGAAAUGAUGUAUUAUUUAAGAUGUGUUGUAUGUCUGUAUAUUACUAUUUCAUGCUAUUGAAAAUGUCCAGUGUGUAGACCAUUUUAAAAAAAUGCAAACUUAGAAUCUGUUAACAGGAGUGCCUGUCUAAAAUGUUUUUACAGUGUUUUAUAUCACACUGCUAUGUAUAAAUUAUCUAAAUAUUUAAGCUCUGUAUAAUUUAACGUAUAAUAUAGCAACUUGAUUCUAAUUAAAAAUGCCCAAAGGUUUCAGAAAUUAAAUCUGCUAUAGAAUUUAUUAAAGAUAUCCACCGUAUCUAAAAUGUGACUUCUAUUAAAUUACUUUGCAGGAAUUCUUUGAAUAAAUUUAUACUUUCCUGUUAAAUUGAUUUAUUUAAAA
Centruroides sculpturatus (bark scorpion) is the source of this 3243-nucleotide messenger RNA. RefSeq lists its product as uncharacterized. Lineage: Eukaryota; Metazoa; Arthropoda; Arachnida; Scorpiones; Buthidae. Bases 94 to 1428 code for a protein of 444 amino acids. Gene Ontology annotation, molecular function: RNA polymerase II cis-regulatory region sequence-specific DNA binding; DNA-binding transcription factor activity, RNA polymerase II-specific. The record is from RefSeq and is a predicted model, not a curated record. The transcript has 9 exons. Gene Ontology annotation, biological process: regulation of transcription by RNA polymerase II; chromatin remodeling.